CGGUCUGUGCCCGCCCUCCGGGCUAUGCGGGGAGCAUGGGGCUGAGGAUGGAGAGCGGCAGCAGGCGGAGCCAAGUGAGUGAAUACCCAGCUGCUGGCAUUCCCAGAUGUGGUCCAGCAAGUCCAUUUAAAGGACACUUGAGUACUAAAAGUAAUGCUUUCUGCAUUGACUCCGCCCGAAGUCUAACUAGCCAGUACCUGAUCAGAGAUCAUAUGGUGUUUCAUUAUAACAAAAUCCUGUCAGCCAAAGCAGCCAUAGACUGUUCAAUGCCCAAAAGCAGGUUGACCAGCAUCAAAUUUGCUGAUCAACAAAGAAGAGAGAAACUGAAAAAGAAGAUAGCCAGGUGUGAAGAGGAAAUGAGCAUGAGGAGAACUUCCUCCAGAUCCAGUUCACGAGAGAGUGAAAGGCUGCUGCUCUCCUCUUUUGGGAAGAAUUACUUGGAAGCAGAAGACAAAGACUUUCUCUUCCCCUGUGCUCGACAGACACCGUGCCUAUCGCCUGCGCUGUCUCCGUACGGCGAGCGUGCCUUGGGCCACUCCAGUCCAGGAAAACUUGCCAGAAAGGAUUCACAGAACCCAUCUAAUGCAUCUAGCUCCAACUCAAGUGUCAGGACAUCAAGUACACGAAGAAAACGCUCUGGACAUUCAAGCAGUUGCUCCACUGGUAGUUUUGUGAACAUUAGUCACUCCCAGAGGUGUCAAGGAAUCAAGUCCAAAGUAUGCUGUGGGGAUCUCCUGCACAGGCACUCUGAAUUCUUUACUGAUAGCCGAAAACCUUUUACUCCACGCACCUUAGUAUCAGAUGCUAAACCUUUCCUGUCAGACUACAGGUAUUACACUCCUGCUCGAAAGAAAAGAAGAAAUCACUCCAAGCAGCAUGUGGAAGCUCAAACUCAGACUGAUGUGAUCAGCUUUCCAUCUGCAGACAAAGCAUCUGAGAGAGAAGUUAUGACUGAACAACAGGAGAUAAAACUGAAGGCUGAAGAGAGACGAUACACUGUGGAUGAGCCUGAGAGAGAAAUAGCUGCCUCUCCAUACUCCUUCCUAAGAGAGACAUCAUUGUAUUCGCAGCAGUCUUCAGCAAGGACGAUUAUUGAAGCUGAAGAAGAAGAAAUUUUAUAUUUAGCUUUCAUUGAAGAUGUAACAAAUGAAAUUCUUAGCCUGGGGGUAUUUUCUGACAGAGCCCUGGAACAACUGUUUGAGUGUCAUAUACAGGAAAAUAAGAACCGUUUGGAUGAGAGCAAAAUGAGGCACUUUUUGGAUGUGCUGAGAGCAGACCUUGGCUGCAGCUCGGGCAGUGGUGCAGAGCAAAUCCACACGGACUGGGAAGCCUUUGACUCGCUGGAUCUGAAAGAGUUUGAUAUCAUGGAAGAGCUCAAGUUUAGCAGUAAAAGUCAGAUGCAAAGAAAAGCUGCAAAACCCGAAUUCUUUGGGACCAUUGACUUACUAUUAAAGGAACCAAACAAAUGUGACUCACCAGUAUGCAGGGAAAGUUCAAAGGAGGCACAGACCAAGGACAACUUUUCAGGAGAUGUUGCUGAAAUGAUAGAUAGUGGGAGAGAGUUGGGUUGCUGUGUGAAAUCUGAAGAAGACCCACACACUUCACCCUCACGUGAGGCAACUUUGAACUUGAUUACUUGUAACAGUGAUUUGGAAGUCAACAAGGAACUCGAUGAUCUUGAGGAGAGCUUUGCAGAGACCCUUCAGAUCUCACAUGACUAUUUAAAAUGGUAG
This is a messenger RNA of Calypte anna (Anna's hummingbird), 1733 nucleotides long. It is a transcript of the gene SPATA7, whose product is annotated as spermatogenesis associated 7. Gene Ontology annotation, cellular component: rod photoreceptor outer segment; photoreceptor distal connecting cilium; ciliary basal body. Bases 36 to 1733 code for a protein of 565 amino acids. The record is from RefSeq and is a predicted model, not a curated record. The transcript has 12 exons. Gene Ontology annotation, biological process: photoreceptor cell maintenance; microtubule cytoskeleton organization; protein localization to photoreceptor connecting cilium. NCBI's taxonomy places the organism in Eukaryota, Metazoa, Chordata, Aves, Apodiformes, Trochilidae.